AACAUGCUUGGGUCGAUAGAUUUUUUAUUUUUUAUUUUGGGUUGAUGUUUACUUGUCAGUUAUGGCGCUCAAACUGACCAUCCCGUUCCCAAUCUUCGCUCCACCUCCAAGCCCGACCCCGAACCCUAACCCGUCAAAUCAACGCCCGCCCACUGAGGUCCGGUUUUCGCGGUGGAACAACGCCCACGCAGAGAAAUUCAACCAACGCCAACGCGCUCAACAAGAAAUCGAAGACGAUAUCCGGCGCCACCGCCGCUUCGACUCCGCCUCUAAAAUUGCCCAAAUUAACGACUAUGACUCUAACGUUGCAAACGUCAUUGUUUACAAGUCCACAGGCACGCCCUCCUCUCCUUCACGGCCCUCUAUUCCCGGUAAAAAGUCCAAGUACUCCAAACCCGCCAAUCCCGACGACCAUCCCGCAUUUCGCAAAAUCUUGACAAAGCCCAAAAUCACCGACUUGUCCCGAGAGAAAGCGGCCAAUCCAAAAGCCAACGUAACUGUGGGCGAAGACGGCAUCUCUUACGUAAUCGAUGGAGCGCCAUUUGAGUUCAAAUACAGCUACACGGAGACACCAAAGGUGAAGCCACUAAAAUUGCGCGAACCGUACGCGCCGUUUGGGCCCACCACGAUGUCACGGCCGUGGACUGGGCGGGCCCCAUUGCCCGCGAGUAAGAAAAAGUUGAAGGAGUUUGACUCGUUUGAAUUGCCGCCACCUAAUAAGAAGGGAGUGAAACCGGUGCAGAAGCCGGGUCCCUAUUUGCCCGGAAGCGGACCCAGGUACGUGUCAUCGAGGGAGGAAAUUUUGGGGGAGCCCUUAACCAAGGAGGAAGUUGAGGAGCUAGUUCACUCGUGCAUCAAGUCAAACCGGCAGUUGAAUAUUGGUAGAGAUGGUUUGACACAUAACAUGUUGGAUAAUAUUCAUUCUCAUUGGAAACGGAGGAGAGUGUGCAAGAUUAAGUGCAAAGGAGUCUGUACAGUCGACAUGGACAAUGUGUGCCAGCAAUUAGAGGAAAGAACAGGAGGGAAGAUAAUUUAUAGACGAGGAGGGGUGUUAUACCUUUUUAGAGGCAGAAACUAUAACUACAGGGCUCGUCCGCGUUUUCCUCUUAUGCUGUGGAAGCCUGCCACUCCUGUAUAUCCGAGGUUGAUUGAGAGGGCUCCAGAGGGUCUAACACUGGAAGAAGCUUCCGAAAUGCGCAAAAAGGGAAGGACUCUGAUACCAAUAUGCAAGCUAGGGAAGAAUGGUGUGUACUGUGACCUAGUGAAAAAUGUUAAAGAGGCAUUUGAAGAGUGUGAAUUGGUCCGUAUUAAUUGUCAAGGAAUGAAUGGGAGCGACUACCGGAAAAUUGGUGCCAAACUUAAGGAUCUUGUCCCAUGUGUUCUAAUCUCAUUUGAACGUGAGCACAUACUCAUGUGGAGAGGAAGGGACUGGAAGUCCUCUCUCCCAAAACCAGAAAAUAAGACAUUUGAAGAAGUUGAUGCAAUUUCUGUUGCAUCAACUUUAGAAGGUAAUGAAUUAGCAACAUCAGAUGCUCAUUUGCUCUCAGUUAAGGAUGCCAGGCCUGUAACAUCGGAUACAAUCAUGUCCUCUGUGGGUUCCGAAGAUGUGCAUGCUGAGCCACAUGAGGAUAUGUCCCCUGUAGAUGAUGGUGAAUCACGCUCAGCUUCUGCCUCAGUUUCAACUGUGAUGGCAGCUAAUGAAACUACAUUUGAUAACACUAACACAGGGUUCUUGGAUGAUGAGAUCAAUGCCCCAAGGAAUGUCUACGGUAGUGUGACCAAUUUGGAUAGUUCUGGUUUUGAUAAUGAGGCCAUAUUGAAUAAUAAAGGCUUUGUUAAUGAAGAGCCAGCACCUACAUCAAUGGGAUCAGAGACUGUGCUAGGAGGUGGUGAGAGCACUGGAAACCACUCUGAGUCUUUCUUUGCUGGUUCUUUAAAUCGUAACGAAUUACAGAAUCUUUCAGACGUCUCUCAAGAUGACAAUGGGCCAGCAAGGUUCUGUAGCCCUAGUAUGGAGAGCGUUUUACUUCUAAUGAAGGAAGCUGUUGAGAGUGGAAGUGCUUUAGUUUUAGAUGAUAGAACAUUGGAUGCAGACAGUAUAUAUGAAAAGUCAGUCGCCUUUGCCAAAUCAGCUCCGCCUGGGCCUGUUUUUAUGCAUAGGUCAAGGAAGAAAGCAACUCAAAAGAACGAGAAGAAUGAGAAGAAAGAAACUGGGGAUUUGGAAGUGAAAAGAGAAGUAGCAUCUUUUGCUGAGAAAAGAAGAAAUGCGAGGCAGACUCGUAAUAGACUAGAAAAUACAGAUGAACAUUGUCUACAUGUAGCACCACAGGGAAGCCUGGGAAUAGAUGACCUUGCUAAACUAUUAGCAUAAUAAGCACUAGUCCUUUUCUGAGAUGUAUUGCAAUAAGAUGAUUUUUUUGUUAA
This is a messenger RNA of Pistacia vera, 2424 nucleotides long. RefSeq names its product CRS2-associated factor 1, chloroplastic. The coding region runs from base 62 to 2371 and encodes 769 amino acids. The transcript is spliced from 5 exons. Gene Ontology annotation, biological process: Group II intron splicing. Gene Ontology annotation, molecular function: RNA binding. NCBI's taxonomy places the organism in Eukaryota, Viridiplantae, Streptophyta, Magnoliopsida, Sapindales, Anacardiaceae. The record is from RefSeq and is a predicted model, not a curated record.